GGCCAGGAGUCCAUAGGAGUCCAGGAGUCCAUAGGAGUCCAGGAGUCCAUAGGAGGCCAGGAGUCCAUAGGAGUCCAGGAGUCCAUAGGAGUCCAGGAGUCCAUAGGAGUCCAGGAGUCCAUAGGAGUCCAGGAGUCCAUAGGAGUCCAGGAGUCCAGGAGUCCAUAGGAGUCCAGGAGUCCGCUAUUUCCCCCUUGGAUUUUUCACUGCGGUGAAAGCGGCUUUUUGAUAAAUCUCCGAGUGAAAUCAGUCGUUGUGAAACGCUCUUCAGACACCCUUUAUACUGUCCAUGGUAGGUCGGUCAAAUCCUAGACGACUUUUUUAUUAUGUAUUUCAGUAAUGAAGAGUCGGAAAUGUACUAACUGUGUUUCAAAUGACCUCAAAUAGCAGUUUCUUUCUAUUGUAGUUGUCUUUUACCGUACGUUGCAUUCAAAAGUGAACGAAUGUAUGAUAAGUGACGUCUGCAGCCAAAUUAAUCUGGUAUAAUGUGUAAUACAACUGAAUCGGGUGGAUGGAAGAGCCAAUAUUUUUUGACUGGUUUUGAAAACUAAUUUAUCCAAAAAACAAACAGAGUAUUCCACGUCCACUACUGUUAAUAGGGGACAAUCAUCGGUCUCACAUUUCUUAUCGAAUAAUAGAAUUGACUUUAGACAAUGGCGUCCCUAUUUCAGCAUUACAUCCGUAUCCGAGAACUGUAUGCCAACCUUUCGAUAUACACACACACACUCAAAAUAGUCAAAACUGUAUAGCGUAAAUUAGUCAAUGAAUACUAUUCAAAAAGCAGGGGAGAAGACUUUGAUUAAUCCAUAUUUCCUCUUUUUUUCAAACAAUUAUACGAUCAGCAUACUGUUGUGGUGGCUUGGCGACAGCUGGGAUAUAUCCGUACGAUAAGGAAGUUAUUCCGAUAGAAAAUAUAUCUUACUCUUCCUCAUUGUCGAACAAUAACGGUACACAAAUCACACGUAUGUCAUCAGUCCUAGUGAAAAUUCUUGUAUUCAAGAUCUUGAGUGAAAAAUUUUCUGUACAUUUUCUUUUUAUUUAUGACAGUCACAGCUAUUGGAUAUACGACCAUAUAUAGAGUCAUAGGUUCUCCUUAAAUAACUAUGUUCAAGAAGGAAAAAAAUUCUAAGUUAUUCUAAGUGCGAAAAUAUUCGCACUUAUAUUUAUACAAGAGUGUAAAACAAAACGACGAUUCAAGAAAUUACAAGAUCUUGACUUCUUGAAAUUUCUUGUAUUCUUAUAUUUUCUUACUAAGACCUUGCUGAAACAAUUCAAGAAGUCAAGAACUUGGUUACAAGAAGUUUCGCUAGGGAGAUGACAUUGCUAUUACAGCACCUGAUAGUUAUACUGAAUAUCGAUUACGUCGAUCACCAUCCACUCCUUUAUUCAUUCAUUUUAAUUCAAGUUAUAUGUUAUGAAACGCUAUCUGUGUUCUAGAGGGAUUGCAGCAAGCUUUUCAAUUAGAUGAUAUAACAUUAUUGGCUUUGAAAAACAUUAGAUAAAGCGAGGAAACAACUGCAGAAAGAUAAAAAAAUAGCAAAAAGUGAUGAAACACAAAGCAAAUGAGGAUGAACGUGCGGUUGAUGCAGAAGAUACAUACAACGAUAUUUAAUUAUGAAUUAACUGGGCGCCUAAAUUAUCGGCCCAUUUUUGGGCCAUUCUAAAUUAUUUUUCUAAUUAUUUUUCUUCUCGGCUAUCCUAAAUUAUUAUUUCCUUCUUCAUUCUCCUAAUAGAUACGACUGUUCAUUUUUUCAUUGAGAAGUUUUGUUGUUGUUUGCAGAGAGCAGCAAUUUUACAGAGAGUAAGCUUGUCCUACUCUGAAAGAAUGGGCUGCACUGUUAUCAGAAAUGGGUUGGAUUUUUCAACAGAUAAGUAAGCCAGAGAAUAAGAGUCUAAUAAGUUAUACUAUAUCAUCUACAGUUCAUUUUUGUUUACAAAACAACAAACGAACAGCACCUCCUUCUGUGGCUGACGAUUAUAGCCGGCUUCAGCCAUAAAACCGAAAAGUGGAAGCCAUUGCUCCGGCUUUACGAAAUAACCAGAUUGAUGACUGACUUUAAGCUGCUGCAGUAGCUUACUGAAUUUGCCAUGAAGGAAGAAGUUAAAGGGGGCAAUAAUAAAAUGUAUAUCGGCUCUGCAUAUGCAAAUUGCAUAAACAGCUAAAACACACCAAUGAAAACAUUUUAGCUGUAUAUGCAAUUUGCAUAUGCAGAGUCGAUAUGCAUUUUGUUAUUGACCAGUUAAAGGAUUGAUGUCGAAAACAUUCUUUAACUUCAGCCAAUAGAAUUGCUUAAAGCUCCUUUAUCUUUUGUAGUGUAGACAAGGCCUAAAAGAAGUCAGCGAUAUACAUGCCUGAUAUACAUAAUCUGCAGAAGUACCGCACUCCAUUUUUCAUGUUAAGUCAUCCAAUCGUCGUAAGUCUAUGUAAAACAGCUCUAUUCAUUCUCUAAAAGAGGACAAAGACCAGCAUCUGCAGUUAAUCUGUAGAACUUUUGGUGAAUAAGCUUCCUCACUUUUCAUGAUUAAAAUAGUUAGUUAGCACUUAGAGUACUAAAAGUAUGCUUGAGAGACAGUGAAUUGUGAAAAGAAAUUUAGAGAAAAACUACUACUAAUUACUAUAACUUUGUAUUUCAAAGUAACGUAGAUAAAUUCACUCUUAUAUCUAUAGCUUGGCACUGGUGCACACGCGUUCGGAUUGAUACUUUUUCUUUGGCAGAGGUGCGCACCGCUGCCGAAAAAGUGCCGAUAUAUCAUAAGAAAUUUUCUAGUUUAUCGGCACCCCUGCGCACAUCAGUACCAAAUUUUUUUCAAUCACCGUUUUGUUUUGUCGAAGUCCAUCUAUAUAAACACCAUAGUAUACUUGUAAUGUUUCGAAUGCCGUUCUAACUUCAUUUCUUCCUUCACAUAAGAGACGUGCUGAGGCUAGUACUUGAUAUAAAUAUGAUGAUAGUAAAUAAUUUGUUUCAAAAUUUAACUGAUGUUAUUGAUGAUCUUUGGAUAACGAAAGCAGAGGUGGACAAGUCCGAUCAUUUCCAAGUCCAAGUCCAUCAAAAGAACCUUCAAGUCCGGACUUGAACUUGCCCACCUCUGAACAAAAGGUAAUAAAAUGAAACUUCGAACGAUUGCUAGCGAUUUAAAAUUAUUAAUUUCACGUUUACAACUCGAAAAUACAUCAUACAAAUACCAGUCAUAUGUUAGUGAAUUAAUGCGACAUGCCGUUCGAUCGAUCAAGAAGGAUGUCAGAAAAAAAGUUAAAAUUGAAGAUAUAUCGAAGAAUUUUGAUAACGUCGCGUUUGAAAGUUUACUCGAUGAUCCUCAGCACGACGAAAUUAAAGAAAUUUUGAAUGUAGAUGAUAAUCAAAUAUAA
Didymodactylos carnosus is the source of this 3367-nucleotide messenger RNA. The record is from the annotation of a GenBank genome assembly. NCBI's taxonomy places the organism in Eukaryota, Metazoa, Rotifera, Eurotatoria, Philodinida, Philodinidae.